GCGGGGGGGCGGGGCCAGGACGGGCUAUGGUAGCGCGCGGGCUCCCGCGCGGUGGCGGAACCAGGAUCGGGUGACUCGGACACAGCAGCAGCACCAUGGCGAGCUCAACACAGGGCCUCCCCAGCGAUGAGUUCUGGGCCUCCCAUAGCAAGAUGGUGAUGGAGCCACUGGACACCAACGACCCGGAGGUGCACAGCAUCAUCAAGAAGGAGAAGCAGCGGCAGAGGUUGGGGCUGGAGUUAAUUGCAUCGGAGAACUUUGCGAGCCGAGCGGUCCUGGAAGCCCUGGGAUCCUGCAUGAACAACAAAUACUCUGAGGGUUACCCAGGACAGAGGUACUACGGCGGGACGGAGUUUGUGGACGAGCUGGAAAGGCUGUGCCAGAAGCGAGCCCUGCAGGCCUACCGGCUCGACCCCCAGAAGUGGGGAGUCAAUGUCCAGCCCUACUCAGGGUCACCCGCAAACUUUGCGGUGUACACGGCCCUGGUGGAGCCCCACGGCAGGAUCAUGGGGCUGGACCUGCCCGAUGGUGGCCACCUCACCCACGGGUUCAUGACGGACAAGAAGAAGAUCUCUGCCACCUCUGUCUUCUUCGAGUCCAUGCCCUACAAGGUCAACCCCAAGACUGGUUACAUCGACUAUGACCGGCUGGAGGAGAACGCUCGGCUCUUCCACCCCAAGCUGAUCAUAGCAGGUGUCAGCUGCUACUCGCGGAACCUGGACUACGCCCGCAUGCGGAAGAUCGCCGACGACAACGGGGCCUAUCUCAUGGCCGACAUGGCCCACAUCAGCGGGCUGGUGGCCGCCGGCGUGGUGCCCUCGCCCUUCGAACACUGCGACGUCGUCUCCACCACCACCCACAAGACCCUGCGGGGCUGCAGGGCCGGCAUGAUCUUCUACCGCAAAGGGACCCGCAGCGUGGACCCCAAGACAGGCAAGGAGACCCUCUACAACCUGGAGAGCCUCAUCAACCAGGCGGUGUUCCCGGGGCUGCAGGGAGGCCCACACAACCACGCCAUUGCAGGGAUCGCCGUGGCGCUGCACCAGGCCAUGAAACCCGAGUUCAAGGCUUACCAGCAGCAGGUGGUGGCCAACUGCAAGGCACUCUCAUCAGCACUGAUGGAGAUGGGCUACGACAUCGUCACAGGGGGCUCUGACAACCACCUGAUCCUGGUGGAUCUGCGCAGCAAAGGCACAGACGGCGGCCGGGCCGAGCGGGUGCUGGAGCUCUGCUCCAUCGCCUGCAACAAGAACACGUGUCCUGGUGAUGUCAGUGCCCUGCGCCCCAGCGGCCUCCGGUUCGGGACGCCGGCUCUCACCUCCCGCGGCUUCCGGCAGGACGACUUCCGAAAGGUGGCCCAGUACAUCCACAGAGGGAUCGAGCUGGCUCUGCGUGUGCAGAAGGAAAUGAGCCCCAAGGCCACGCUGAAGGAAUUCAAGGACAAAUUGGAGGACCCAAAAUACCGUGGGGAGCUGAAGGCACUGAAGGAAGAGGUAGAAGCCUUUGCAGCCACGUUCCCACUCCCGGGGCUGCCUGUCCUGUAAGGGGACACAUCCAUGCCCGCUCCUGGAACCACGGGAGUACCCAGGGCACGCUCACAAUCCCCAGCCUGAGACCAACACCCCAGUGCCUUCUCCCAGCACUUCCCUGUGGAACUGCAGC
Molecule: messenger RNA, 1662 nt
Organism: Parus major (Great Tit)
Lineage: Eukaryota; Metazoa; Chordata; Aves; Passeriformes; Paridae
Gene: SHMT1
Product: serine hydroxymethyltransferase 1
Exons: 12
Coding region: 96-1544 (482 amino acids)
Biological process (GO): folic acid metabolic process; tetrahydrofolate interconversion; L-serine catabolic process
Cellular component (GO): nucleus; cytoplasm; cytosol
Molecular function (GO): serine binding; protein homodimerization activity; zinc ion binding
Source: RefSeq, a predicted model, not a curated record